AUGAGCAACUGCCUGCUAGAUCUGUUUUUCAUUCUUUUUUCUGUGGAUAUGGCUCUCAAAACUCUAAAGAUUUCUGGCAUUCAGGAACGGAUGGAUGAGACAUGCACAUUACCUACUAGGAGAGCUAAUGAUGUUUACCUGCAACCACUGCAGCAGCUUUAAAAGCAUUUCUCCAAGUUUACUUUUCAGUUUUCAACUUUUGAAUUUUCCUAACUUCAGGCUCGUCUUAGAAGCUACAGGAAGUGUGGACUCUACCUUCUAAUCCACAUUUUUUUCUUUCACUUGCUCAGCUGUCACUCUGUCACUGUCAUGAUAUCCCAUUCCCUCUUUCUAGGGUUUCAUAAUGCUUUGGGAUCUCUGCGAGGUCUCGUUCUCAUUCAGAAGCUAGGCUGAAUUUCAUCCCUCUGUUUAAAGAAUAAAGGGCAAUGAAAGCAGCUUCAGAGUUAGUACUACAUGUUUGUGGAGAGGAUGGGAGCUCAGUCAUACAGAACUUGGAAAUAAACUGAGCCUUAGCUGUGAGUUGUGCAACUUUUGUUGUUAGGGUUUUAUGUAUGAGUUGUAUUUGAUGCAUUGACCAUAAUCAUGGGAAAUGCAGCUGGAAGUGCUGAUAUUUCCCAGGGAAGGGAACUUAAGGAGACCACAAUAACCAGCCCGGAGUGUGCCGGGCCCCAGAAGCAAACGUCAGGACUGAAGCUUCCGAUGCCGCCUGAGAACGAGCUGGAGGAACGCUUCAACGCUGCACUGGACACGAUGAAUCUUCCUCCAGACAAAGUGCAGAUCCUCUCCCAAUACGACAAUGAGAAGAAGUGGGACCUGAUUUGUGAUCAGGAGCGGUUUCAAGUCAAGAAUCCUCCAUCUGCUUAUUUGGAGAAGCUGAAAGGUUGUUUGGAACAUGGAGGAGUUGGUUGGAAGUUUAAGAGACGUGUUCAAGAACUGACUCAGGUCCUCAGAGAGCUGGAGAUUUCCCUGAGGACCAAUCACAUUGGUUGGGCUCAGGAAUUCCUAAAUGAGGAGAAUCAGGGUUUGAACGUGUUGGUGAAGUAUCUCUCCGCCGCUCAAAGUACUGUUACGCCAGACAAGGAGACAUCUGAAAACGGGGCGCUGCCCUCAGAUAAAGGGAAGGAUGCAGACAAGUCAGUGGAAGACCUGGGCAGAAAUCCGAAUGAAUCCCCAACCAACCACGGCGCAAAGCUUACUAAAGGGUUUACAAUCAAAAGAGCUCAGAGGCCGUCACGUAUCGUGACUCAGAAGGACAACAUUCAUCUCUGCAUCAUGUGUCUACGUGCCAUCAUGAACUACCAGUCAGGGUUCAACCAGGUGAUGGAGCACCCAAGCUGUGUCAACGAGAUCACGCUCAGCCUCAACGACAGGAACCCCAGGACCAAAGCCCUGGUUCUGGAGCUGCUGGCAGCUGUAUGUUUGGUGAGAGGAGGCCAUGACAUCAUCCUGUCCGCCUUUGACAACUUCAAAGAGGUGUGUGGAGAGAAAAGGCGCUUUGAGAAGCUAAUGGAAUAUUUUCAGAAAGAAGAAAGCAACAUUGACUUUAUGGUGGCCUGUAUGCAGUUCAUCAACAUUGUGGUCCACUCAGUGGAAAACCUGAACUUCAGGGUCUACCUUCAGUACGAAUUUACCCAACAUGGCCUGGAUUACUACUUGGAGCAAUUGAAGUUUACAGAGAGCGACAGGCUGCUGGUCCAGAUCCAAGCCUAUUUGGAUAACGUGUUUGAUGUGGCAGCUUUGCUGGAGGACGCAGAGACCAAGACCACUCUGCUGAAUCACAUAGAGCAGCUGCAGGAGCUCAACACGCAGCUGAGCUCCAAGCAUCAGGAAACUGAGAUGGAGGCGAUGCAGAAAGUCUCCGAGCUGGAGAAGAACCUCAUUCAGUCCUGCAAAGAGGUGGACCCCUUAAAGCCAGAUCAAGCAGGAGACGGACAUGAAUCCUCUGAAGAGCUGAAGGAGCUGGAGCUGAGGGUUCAGGCUCUGGUAGAGCAGGGCCUCCUUCGAAUGGACCGCGGCCCCUCUGGUGAGCUGGUCUUUCAGGUGGUCCAGCGGGAGUCACAAAGAGACACUGUCAGUGAUCAAAUAGACGGUACUUCAACCUCCCCACAAUCUCCAACCACAGCACCACCAAAGUUUCAACCUCCUCUGCCUCCUCCUCCCCCACCACCGCCUCCUGGAAGCGCUGUGGUGCAGCAGACAGUAGGGGGCUCAGACAAACAGAAGAAGCCCAUUCAAACCAAAUACCGCUUGCCGCUGUUCAACUGGGACGCUCUGAAAUUAGACCAGGUGGAGGGAACCAUCUUCAGCGAGCUGAACGACCAACAUGUCUUGCAGGAGCUGGAUAUGGAAGCUUUUGAAGAACAGUUUAAGACUAAAGCUCAGGCCCCUCCGGUAGAUCUGGGCACCCUGAAGAGGAAAAUGGCCGGGAAGACUCCCAGCAGAGUAUCUCUAAUGGAGCCCAACAGGGCCAAAAACCUGGCCAUCACUCUGCGCAAGAAAUGUGUGGCUACUUCAGACAUCUGCAGCGCCAUUGAGACGUACGACCAGCAAGCUUUGAGUCUGGACUUCCUGGAAUUGCUGGAGCGUUUCAUCCCCACUGAGUACGAAAUGAAGCUCAUCCAAACCUAUGAGAGCGAAGGUCGGUCGCUGAACGAGCUCAGUGAAGAGGAUCGCUUCAUGGCGCGCUUUGGCAAGAUCCCAAGGCUUUCCCAGAGGAUCAGCACACUGACCUUCAUGGGUAACUUCACAGAAAGCGUCCAGAACAUCCAGCCUCAGCUGGACGCCAUUAUUGCAGCCUCAAUGUCUGUCAAAUCAUCCAUAAAGCUGAAGAAAAUCUUGGAGAUCAUUUUGGCGUUUGGAAACUACAUGAACAGCAGCAGGCGAGGGUCAGCAUACGGCUUCCAUCUGCAGAGUUUAGACUUGCUACCGGACACUAAAUCAACAGACCGCAGACAUACGCUGUUGGACUUCAUUGUCAGAAUCAUCCGGGAAAAAUACCCGGAUCUGCAGAAUUUCUACACUGAACUGCACUCCCUGGACAAGGCAGCGCUCGUAUCCUUUGACAGCAUCCUGAGGAAUCUGAGAGCUCUGGAAAGAGGCAUGGAGCUGACCAGGAGCGAGUUCUCAGCAGAAGAAGAGAACCCUGUCCUGAAAACGUUUCUGGACACCAACUCUCCACUUCUUGACUCUCUGACAGCCAAAGAAAAGACUGUCCAGGAUACAUAUGAGUCGGUCGUGGCGUACUUUGGAGAAGAUCCCACAAUGACUCCGCCCUCUGAGUUCUUCUCUGUUUUUAUCCGGUUCAUAAGAGCGUACAAGCAAGCUGAGCAAGACACCAAGGACACAGAGAAACGACAACAUCCAACCUGUAACGAUCACUCAGCUCCUCCCAAACCGGAACCUCCGAGGAACAUGACUCCUCUUAUGUGCAGACAACCUCAGAUGGAUCUGAUCGCAGAGCUGAAGAGGAAGCAGGGGUCUCCUUUGGUGAGGGAGGGGAAAGAUGGCACCAUUGAGGACAUCAUCACUGAUUUAAGGAAUCAGCCAUACAGACGGACAGAUGGUUCCCGUCACAGCUCCAGGGGGAGACCAGGCCAACAGCUUCAAGUAUCUUCAGACAUCUCCCUCUGAACUCUGGAGCUAUGAGUAGAAGUUGUUUAACAAUGAAGGAAACCUUUCGUCCUGUUCUCAUGUCAUGGUGGAAACAAAAAAGAAAAGAAAUCCCAGCUGCAGCUCUGGAGACUUCUCCUGCUUCUCACAGUGAAAGUGGCAGCAGAAAUGUUUGCCUACCUUAUAUAAUCAAAUGCAGAAGCUUGAUGUUGAUACUGGAUGUCAUCCGAGCUCUUCAGGACAAUUUACAAAGCAAGCAGCACAGCUGAGAUCCAACACAGAAAUGUCUUCUGUGACUCAGAUAUAUCAGAACCAGAAGAAGAAACUGAAUCAUAAAGGAAGAACUUGACCAAGAGUCCACUCAGAAAUAUGUUUUAGCUAUAAUUGUCGCUGCUGUUCUUUGUGUCUUUGUCUGUGGUAGUUUAUAUAUAUAUAUAUAUACAUAUAUGGAUAAAUGAGCUUAAGUAUAAGCUCAUUUAUCCACGUAUUUAUCUCUUUCUCUUUAGUGUUGGAACAAAUAAAGUAUUUUAUACUGCUGCCA
Messenger RNA from Gambusia affinis (western mosquitofish), 4150 nucleotides. It is a transcript of the gene fmnl1b, whose product is annotated as formin-like 1b. Gene Ontology annotation, biological process: cell migration; regulation of cell shape; cortical actin cytoskeleton organization. The transcript is spliced from 26 exons. The coding region runs from base 583 to 3630 and encodes 1015 amino acids. Gene Ontology annotation, cellular component: cytosol. Lineage: Eukaryota; Metazoa; Chordata; Actinopteri; Cyprinodontiformes; Poeciliidae. The record is from RefSeq and is a predicted model, not a curated record. Gene Ontology annotation, molecular function: actin filament binding; small GTPase binding.